Messenger RNA from Ostreococcus tauri, 4485 nucleotides. RefSeq names its product AMP-dependent synthetase/ligase. The record is from RefSeq and is a predicted model, not a curated record. Gene Ontology annotation, biological process: fatty acid metabolic process. The transcript has a single exon. Gene Ontology annotation, molecular function: medium-chain fatty acid-CoA ligase activity. NCBI's taxonomy places the organism in Eukaryota, Viridiplantae, Chlorophyta, Mamiellophyceae, Mamiellales, Bathycoccaceae. The coding region runs from base 1 to 4485 and encodes 1494 amino acids.
AUGGACGGAACGAUGCGACGAUCGAGGUCGGUUCUGAAACGAGCCGUCUCGCGCGUUCGAAGCGAGCUUCGAGCGCAGGGAACCGUUGCGGGGAGCGAGCGAACGAGGGCGUUGGUCCUCCACGGAUGGCGCAGUAACGCGAGGGUGAGUCAAAUUCACUGCAACCGUCUGCGCGCGGCGCGGCGCUUUGAUAAGGCGCACUGCGUGUGCGGCACCGAGGAGGCACCGGAGGCGGCGAUGGAGGCGAUGGAAUCUUUAAUCGAUGGCCCGUGGUACUCCUGGGUGGAUGACGCGCGCGGAUCGUUGAGUCAGUCGGAAGAUGAGAGGGCGGAGAAACUACUCCUGGCGCUUCGCGCGGUGGUCAGGUUCGUCAGAGAGCACGGUCCGUACGAUUGCGCCGUCGGAUUCUCUCAAGGUGGUGCCAUUGUGUCUUUACUUUCAAAUCCGGACGUUUUGCGCGCGCUUGGGAUCGAAGAUGGUUUCUUGUGGCGAACGUCGGUUGUCUGUUGCGGCGCCUCGGCGUCCUUGUUUGAUCUGGCAUUUAAGGUACUCGGGGUCAGGACGACGGACCUGUCGAAAUCUCCGAUCCCAUCGCUCCAUAUUUACGGAUUUCAAGACGCUUUUAAACCAGAGGGCGAGCGAUUGAUGCAGACUUUUGAAUCGCGCGACGGCAGCGGAGCUCUCAUUCGUCACUGUCUGUAUUUUGACGGAGGUCACGAUGUGCCCGCUUCUCUCGAGUCUGACGUUGGUUUCCAUGACGAAUUCGACGCCUGGUAUGAGAGCGCGACGCAAUCACAGCUUUCCAUCCAUAACACUAGUGGCGAGGAUUCAGACGUCAUGUAUGCCCCAGCUUUGGAUUAUAUUUCCCACAAGAUGGAGACGCCGUCGACACCCAACGAAGACGUUGAUCUCGAGAGAGGGGACGGCGCCCGUGGAACGGCGGCUAAAACGACCACAUUCGCCACCGCCGAUGCAUUAAUUCGAGGCAAUUACACUAAAUCAACGCCGAAUCCAGGCGGUAACGAACUCAUCUACGCUCUGGACAAGGGAAGCUUGAUACACUGCAAUGUGUUGCGAAACGCCAGUCGGCUUUCAAUCCUGGACUUUUUGGCAAAAGCUCCCGAAGACGCGGUUCUUCUGCGGAGCAUGGAUGGUGCAAGUAUGUCGUAUGGAAAUGUUAUCGAGUUCAUAAUCUCUGGGCCCGGUGACGUGCGCAAAGUUGGAGCUGACGCUAACACCAUCUUUGCGUACAAUGUCCCCCCAGGCCCUGUCGGUGCGCUCGCCUUCCUCGCGAUUACUUCCCAGUGUACCGCGGUUCCUUUAGAUCCUGGAAUCGCUGAAAACGAAGCAUACGAAGCUCUGACGUCAUGUCACGUUUCUCUCCUCACCCUUUUUAGAGACACGAACACUGAGGCGAUCGAAAAGGCGGCGAGUCGCGCGGGUAUCCCGAUCAAAUGGUAUGUCAUUACUGAGAACGACACGGGUUACGCGGGAUAUUACUCGCCGGAAUCGCCAGAAUCGCCUGUUUCAAAUUCAAUCGCAGCUCCAAGUGAAGGCACGGGCCUGUUGCUUAGGACCUCAGGUACGACGUCGAAGUCGAAGGUUGUGCCGUUGGUCAUCGGCGCGUUGACUUCGAAUGGGGCGACUUUGGCAGCCUCCCUGGAGCUCAAACCUUCAGACGUCUGUAUCAACGUCAUGCCUCUCUUCCACAUCGGUGGUCUAUCAGCUUCGAUCUUAGCGACUAUUGCGGCACAUGGCUCCGUGAUUUGCUGCCCGAAGUUUGAUGCUCAGGUGUUCUACGAUGUCGUCACGAGUUCCAGUGGAAUUCGCCCGACUUGGUACUCGGCGAUACCGACCAUUCACUUGGCUGUGUUGCAGUACGGAAAGGCUGUUUCGCAAGGCAUGUGUCCGUCUCAUUGUCUCCGUUUCAUACGAUCCGGCGCGGCGGCGCUCAGCCAUGCGGAUGCAGAGAAAUUGAACGAAUUCUGGGGUGUUCCAAUUGUUCCGACGUACAGCAUGAGCGAGCAGAUGCCCAUUUCUGGUAAAGGUAUGCACAUGAUGCUCCGUGACCGUCAAGACACUGUCGGACAAUCGUUGUGUUGUUCAGUUGCGCUUGUCGAGGACGGUCAUUGCAGAGUCACCCAGCCUUUUGGGCAGCAAGGCGAACUUACUGUUAACGGCGAUAAUGUCAUGAGUGAGUACCGCGACGCAUUCGAAGCAAACAAUAAAACCUACUUUUACAUCGGGGAAAAACGCUAUCUGAGAACUGGUGAUAUCGCCAAGAUUGACGGGGAUGGUUUCAUCUAUCUUACUGGUCGUAGUAAGGAGCUCAUCAAGCGUGGAGGCGAGCAAGUGAGUCCUUUGAAAGUUGAGGCUGUCCUUGUCCAGCACUCGUAUGUACGCGUAGCAGUGGUUUUCAGCGUCCCCUCGCCGUUGUGGGGAGAAGAAGUCGGCGCCGCAGUAGUUUUGAACGACAGUUUUGAUGGUACUCACGAAGCGGCUUUGAAGUCGAUAAAGCACAUGGUGAGUCAAUCAAAGGAGUUAUCGCGAUUUGAGAUCCCUGUGUACUGGAAAAUCGUCGCCGACGAAGAUCUACCGAAAACGUCAACAAAGAAGUACAAGCGAGCAGGCUUGGCGGCAAUUUUGGAUGUGACGAAAGCGGCUCAGGCACGUGUAUGUGAUUUAAAGCCCGCAAAAAAGGUGGUCACCACUUCAACAGGUCUGACCGGGCUACGCUAUUGUAUGGCCGUCGGCGUGAUGUUCAAUCACUUUGGCGGCGUUUGGCAAGGCGAAGAUGAACGUAAUCCUUUAGCGUACGGACCAUACUGGUGGUCUGCCAAAGCGACGACGUUCUACUUCCCCGCCACAACCUUCUUCGUGCUCGGUGGAUUCACUCUCAGCGCAGCGCUAAGCGGCAAGGAAGUCAAGAGGGGCACUUGGCUUUCUUUCUACAAUUCACGAUUCCAAACUCUCGUCCCGCUUUACUUGUUUUCUGUUCUAUGCGGUCUCAUAAAUAUGUUGAUCGUUUGUCGGCCCGAUACUUACAGUGCAAAGUUUAGUUGGCAACCUCACGAGGACACGUAUACGUUAGCAAGCGGUGGACGUGCGCAGUGUUACUCUGGACCAGUCGAGAUGCCUUACGGAGCUUGGUUCGUCAUGACAACCGUCGUCUUUUCGAUCGGUCUUCAAACCUGGUUCCCACUUUGGCUCCUGAGUUCGUGGUUUAUGUACUACACGUGGUUCAACGGCGUAUACUACUUCAUCAUUCUCGUGUUUCCGUACAUGCAAAACGCACUCGCCCGUGUCAAAGGAGACGUGAAGGCCGUCACAAAAUGGUUCAUCUUUUAUACCAUCGGAAUCUGGAUAACUGCGGGAAUCUUGGGCGUUUAUUUUGCAUUCCCACCCUGGGAGGAAUACGAAGACCUCCACAGGGCGAAGAGCUGGGAAAAGAACGCGCAAAACAUCUACGCGCUAUCUACAAUGAUGUUUCCGCCGUACUGGGUUCCGUGCGUCGGCGCUGGUAUGGCUAGUUAUUUCUGGUUUGAUGCCGUGCGACCAGGUCAGUCGCACCGUCGCGCCUUAUAUGGACGUCUUGCAGACAUUUUAACCCUAGCGUUCAUCGCGUAUCAUCUCGCUCAUUUUCUGGACAUCAACUGGCCGUACCCCACAAACGUCGCCGGGAAAAUGUGGGAAGUCACCGCAGACGAACAUCACAACUGGUCUACAGGGAUCAAGCGAUAUGUAUGGUCCGUUAUGACCACGCGACUUUAUUCGCCGUUGAUCGCGGCUUGGGUAGCGUUGCUCGCCACUCCCGGAGGAAGCAUCACGACGCGUAUACUCGAAAAUCAGACGCUCACAAAAACGCUUGCGCCGAAGAGCUACGGUUGCUUCCUCUUUCAUCAACUCGUCUGCCAAUGGUACUGGUGGGCAACGCGGUCGGGAAAUAAUGUACAUGCAAGUGAUGUCGGAAAUAAGUAUCACUGGUCAUGGUGGGCAUAUCCAAAAGAGUACUACUGGUUUUCACCUCAACCACUUCCAGUCGCAUGGUACGAGUUCUUCUUCAUCGUCGGUCUGGUUACCCUCUUCUCCGGUCUCGUGGAUAAGUACCUAAAUUCACCGCUAACCGUUCUGUGGAUUAGGUUUAUCGAUUUCUUCCAGAAUAUCAUAUGGCCAGGCUCGGUGAAGACAGCGAGACGUGAUACAGAAGCUUUGACUCCUGAACAAUCUGUGUUAAACGCCGUCGUGGCUCUCACAGGAGUGGACGAGAAAGUCUCCAUGGAAGACUCGUUUGACGAAAUCGGUCUAGUCUCGGUCGGUUUACCGAUUCUUGUCGGUUUGAUCAACGCCUCGGAGCAAGCGGCGGUGAUUUCGGCUCCAGAUAUCGCCAACUGCGCUAAUCUGAAGGAAGUAGUCCAAGUCGUGGCUCGCAAGCGAAACUUGGCGCAAAACAGCGCUGGCGUCGGAACUAACGGCGCGAACGUGUGA